AUGGGCUGGCUAUUGGCUUCUAAAGUGUUUAACGUGCCACAAUCGACUCUUAUAAGACAUGCACUGAAACAAAAUAAAGUCUUAGCUCCAACUACAAAAGGUAUGGGUAGGUACAGGAGUGUUUUCACAUAUGAAAUGGAACGAGAACUGGUAGAACAUAUAAAAAUACUAGAAACGAGAUUGUUUGAAUUCACAAGAAAGGAAGUUUUGGAAUUAGCGUACCAGUUUGCAGACGUUAAUAAUAUUCCUCAUAACUUCAACAAUGAAAAAAGAUGGCAGGCAAAGAAUGGUUGGCUGGAUUUCGACGCAGACACCCGGACAUAUCCUUGA
This is a messenger RNA of Parnassius apollo (apollo), 330 nucleotides long. The record is from the annotation of a GenBank genome assembly. Lineage: Eukaryota; Metazoa; Arthropoda; Insecta; Lepidoptera; Papilionidae.